Tetrahymena thermophila SB210 is the source of this 558-nucleotide messenger RNA. RefSeq lists its product as hypothetical. The transcript has 3 exons. The record is from RefSeq and is a predicted model, not a curated record. NCBI's taxonomy places the organism in Eukaryota, Ciliophora, Oligohymenophorea, Hymenostomatida, Tetrahymenidae.
AUGUAAAUAACCAUUAAUAAAUUUAAAAGGAUAUUUCCAGAAAAUAGAUUCUAAUUAUAUAUAAUAUUUCUUAAUUUACAAAUUAAAAAUUCACGCAAUCACAUAGCUAUGUUACUAAAUUUUUAUAACACUUUCAGACCAGACAAGACUAUUGAACAUCCUAUACUAGGAGAAAUUUCAUGCAGUGGUUAUCAUGAUGCUUUCAAGAAAUGUUAAGAAAUAGUAUCAAGUUCUCCUACUAAAUACAGUAUUUAAUGUUACAAUCUCCAUGAAAUUAGUAUGAACUGUUAUAAAUUUGAUACAAAUGAAGAAUUUUAAAAUUGGAUAAAUGGGAAAUUAGAAGAGCGUAAAAAACUUAACUAAUUUUUAAAUGAAAAUGGAUCAAUUUAACCAAAGUUAUAAAGUAGAAAUAUGUUUUAUGAUGUAUUUAUUUAAAAUGCUGAUAAAAAGCCAGAUUAAAUUAGCAAUACUGAGAAUGAACAAUAAAUUCAAAAAUACUUUAAAGAAUAAAUGAUGAAAAAUAAAGGAUUUUUCGAUCCUGAUGUUGAUGAAUAGUGA